AUGGCAUUUAGAAAAUUUUGUCAGAGAUGCUCUCAGCGCGCUGAUUGGCUGAAGACUGACCAGCGUUUGAGGACAAAUGACUUAUUAAAAUUAUUAAAAAAUGAUCACCCGGAUUUACCUUCAGACAGUAGAACUUUGCUAAAAACUCCAAGGGAGGUUGCUGUUGUGGAUAUUUCUCCAGGUCAGUACUAUCAUUUUGGUCUUUCAUUUACGUUAAACAAUCUGUUACAUGCACUAGGAGAAAAAGAGUGCAGUAAAUUGUGUUGUCUUGAACUAAUGAUUAACGUAGAUGGUCUGCUAAUUGCUAAGUCUAGCAGCAAACAGUUAUAUCCAAUCUUGUGUCAGCUGUACAAACAACCUUUGAUAGAAGUUAUUGGGCUGUAUCACGGACUACAAAAGUCUAAAGAUCCCAAUGAACUUUUGACGCAAUUUAUAGAUGAAGUUAUUUAUUUUACAAACAAUGGAUACUUUCAUAAUGACAAGCAUUACAAUUUCAAAAUUAUUGCAUUUAUUUGUGAUGCACCGGCUAAAUCCUUCAUAUCUUUUACCAAGGGACACACUGGCUAUAGGUCAUGUUCUAAGUGUUAUACUGAAGGUACUUAUUUUAAUACUGUCUGUUUCCCAGAAUUCGAAGGGUUAAAUAUGAGGACUGACUUAGAGUUUAGACAAAAAGUUGAUGAACAACCAUACCGAACUUUGACAUGA
Diabrotica virgifera virgifera (western corn rootworm) is the source of this 705-nucleotide messenger RNA. RefSeq lists its product as uncharacterized. The transcript has a single exon. NCBI's taxonomy places the organism in Eukaryota, Metazoa, Arthropoda, Insecta, Coleoptera, Chrysomelidae. Bases 1 to 705 code for a protein of 234 amino acids. The record is from RefSeq and is a predicted model, not a curated record.